Molecule: messenger RNA, 1112 nt
Organism: Fomitopsis serialis
Lineage: Eukaryota; Fungi; Basidiomycota; Agaricomycetes; Polyporales; Fomitopsidaceae
Exons: 2
Source: RefSeq, a predicted model, not a curated record
UAUGGCGGCCUUCGAAAUAGACUGCAGUGUCACAAAGUGGCUCACCCCCGUCAUGUCGGCCACCUCUACUCCUGGCCUGACGACGGCUUCGGAAGCAAGCAGCCCGAACGCGUCUUCUGCCACAUCGACCAGCUCCAAUGCGGCGGCAAGCCUGCCGCACAGAUUCGCGUUCAUCGAGGACGCGCAUCACCGCCCCGCAAUCCCGACAUUCCCGCCACUCGUCUCGUCUCGCUCGACGAGUUCAGAGCGGCAGGUUGCCCCGUCCUCUUCGAAGACACUGGAUGGGUCAUCACGAGACCCCUCGCAACCACUGUCCAACGCUAUGCACAUACAACGCAAGCGUCGGCUCGAUCAGACGGACGACGACGGCGAGGACCCAGAGCACCCCGCCAAGGCUCUGCGGACUGGUCCGGCUUUAGUCCAGCAAGCGGCCGAGCCCGGUACAAAAUGCGUCGGGUGCGACUUCGCUGGGUCCCCGGAACAUGUCUGGGCCCAUUACAAGGCCCACGUAAGUACCCAGCGCAGCCUCCGCGCCUCUUCAAUUCCUCCACAUGUGCAACUGGUGGGGCUGCGAGUUCACCGGGACCACGAGCCAAGUCGUGGCGCACUGGAAAGCCGCCCACCGACCGGACUACGCUAUGGACGUGAGGAUCAGACGGCGCUGGGAUAAACGGCACGUCGUGGACUGCGCGAUUUGCUUGCGCAGGUACGAGGCCGCGCUCGUCGUGUGGGAUAAACAUGACCGGCCUGAGGACGCAAUGCCCCCGCGUCCGAGACGCCUCAGCCCUCGUAGUCUGGAAGGGCAUGCUACGUGGCGCCAUUGGGCUUGUCGAAGACGUACGAGUGGUGUGAGCCGUGCCGCGCCUGGGCGCGGAAGGACACAUCAGGGUGGGGAAAACACUUCGCUCGUUGUGUACAGGCGUACAUGGUGGAGCACACCCAUAUGCACUGACCACCCCGCUGGAACGCUGUACAUCAUCCUGGCAAACAGCGUUGUCGUCCUAUAACUUAUUCUCGUUUCUCAGUCGUUGUACGCUCGUAUUUUGUCUCCGUCAUCACGCUCCUGUUGUAUGUUGUGCAAUAUUCAGUAGUGUUUGCUAUCUCCUGCCAAU